Fundulus heteroclitus (mummichog) is the source of this 1536-nucleotide messenger RNA. RefSeq lists its product as uncharacterized. The record is from RefSeq and is a predicted model, not a curated record. The transcript has 5 exons. The coding region runs from base 520 to 1536 and encodes 338 amino acids. Lineage: Eukaryota; Metazoa; Chordata; Actinopteri; Cyprinodontiformes; Fundulidae.
AUUUGGCCCCUUUUACCCAAAUAUCACAUCUUAAAUCCCAUGGAUUGUCAAGCAUUGCAGCAAAAUAUCAGGGAGAGCGGAUUUUGACAUUUUGGUGUAGGAUUAGGCUGGAUGUGAAGUCUAUGGAGGUUGGCGCUCCAUGGUCCAUGGGUGUGUGUGAGUGCGCUGGUGCCCGGGCUUGGUUGCUGGUAGCAGGGGUGGGUGCAGGGUCUGAUGUGGAGACUCAGUGUUUCCCCUGGUUCUCAGGAGGCUUUACUUGGUACACCUGCAGCCACUUGCUGCACUCUUGAUUGCAUGAGCAGAAGGCAGCUGUGGGUACCUAACAUGCCAAUCAACGAAUGACUGAGGAGCAGUACUUAACAGCCCAGGACCGGAGCGGACUUCUUUCCCCUCCACUGUUCACACGGUAAGUUGUGAAGCUCUUAUGCAUCACGCUGGGAAAUGGGGCUCUGUUCCUGGCUUUGAGAUAUUAACACAGCUCGUGUUAUCUUAUCUUAUUUUUCAGAUUCUCAUAUCAACAUGGCGCCCCCAAAGCAUAGUGUUUGUUGCCCACUCUGCCGUUCUGAAUUUACCUAUAUAGGCAGGCACCUAAGAAAUAGUCAUGGCAUUAAAAAUUCAAAAGAGCGAGAAAUAUUGAUCAAGUACAGUAGUGGGAGGGUCAAUAUUAGAAAAAUGCCCUGUCCAGUGGAGGGCUGCAGUUAUGCUAGCACAAGGCUGGACAGGCAUAUUGCUCAAGCUCACCCGGAGAUGGAGGGGGAGAGGAAAGCCCAGGUGAUAACCGAUUUGAAGUACCAGGUAACGGUGCACAUGCUGCGAGCGUUGAGCGCCACAAAUCCGAGCCCUCCGAUGGUCUCACGUUUACACAUGGACCCAAUAGCAAGAGAGGAAGCAAAUCGGUAUCAUCCAACAUCAGAACCCCUUGAUGACGAACCAUCGCCUUCAUCCUGCAACUCGUGCAAACAGCUUGAGGCAAAGAACCUGCAGCUUAUAUCCGACUUGGGGCAACUAAGAAAGAAAUUGCUGUACCAGCACAGAUGGGCUGAAAGGGCAAAAAAAACAAUCAAACGACUGGAAGAGGACCGCCAAAAGGCAUCCACAGCCCCGGUUCCAAGUGUGGACGUUGAUGCUCUGGUGAGGAGUGAAUCUUUCUCUCCUGAUGAACAGCAGCACAUCAACAGACCUAAGUCAAAGGGGGAAAGCCGGAGCACCCUCUGUUUGGCGAAAGCGUACCCCAAAUUCCCACCAAGCAUCUUGGAAUACAUCGCGGAAUAUUGGCAGCAUCUCAAAGGCUCCCGUGGUCUGAGGAAAAGGAUCGAAAAUCAAAGAUCCAAAGUGGGUAGAAUCAUGGCUUUCCUUUCGUUUAUAACCAAGGGACAGCCAAUCCUCCAGAAUUGGACUUUCCUUCACAAUAUGUCCAGGAUAUACCAGUGGCCAGAGCAUCUGCAGAAUGGUGGAAAAGCGGAGAACACAGUGAAGACCUACCUGGUGAAUUUGUCCCAGUUCCAGGGGUUCCAAAAAGAGAAGUGUUUGCCGUGA